Messenger RNA from Gadus chalcogrammus (walleye pollock), 2497 nucleotides. Its product is annotated as bromodomain-containing protein 8-like. The transcript is spliced from 18 exons. Gene Ontology annotation, cellular component: NuA4 histone acetyltransferase complex. The annotation marks the transcript as partial. Gene Ontology annotation, molecular function: protein binding. NCBI's taxonomy places the organism in Eukaryota, Metazoa, Chordata, Actinopteri, Gadiformes, Gadidae. The record is from RefSeq and is a predicted model, not a curated record.
GACAAAAAACAACAAGGACGUAUCACUUGCAACGGUGUUCCGACUCCCAUCUGACAUCAUGUAGCCCCUGUUGCAUGUUACAUUAUUCAAUGCGAUGCAUCGCUUACUAAUAAAUAUGCAAACGUGAAUUUACUUUUGGGGGUGAAUAUAUAUCUGCCUGCGAGGAUGAGUGGUGGGAGGUCGGAGUGAUGAUGAUGAUACGAAGAUGGCGAGCGGGCUUGGAAAACACAAGAUGCUGACCGCGGCGCCCACGGAGCCCUGGUCCCUCAGGGAGAAGCUGUGUCUGGCCACCUCUGUCAUGAAGAGCGGAGACCAAAACUGGGUGUCUGUGAGUCGGGCCAUAAAACCGUUUGCAGAACCGGGGAGACCUCCGGACUGGUUCUCUCAAAAGCACUGUGCCUCCCAGUACUCAGAGCUCUUAGAAUCGACAGAAGCCCCAAAACGGAAACGCGGGGAGCGAGGAGAAGUGGUGGAGACGGUGGAGGACGUGAUCGUGCGCCGACUCACCGCCGAGCGCAUCGACGAGCUGAAGAGGCUGAUCAGGGAGACGCAGGAGGAGCACAGAAAGCUUAAACAGGAGGCACAGCUGAUCCACGCCGGACACCUUGACUGCAGAGUGGAUGAGGUGUGGGGAGAGAUCGCUGAGAAGAGGAAACAGACGGAGGAGGAAGCAGAGGAGAAGAGGAAGAGCACGGACGCCUCCUAUCAGGCUCGUCAGACGGCCAAGACUGCAGUGAGGAGAGGGGCCAGCACCGUGGCCCUCUGUCCUCAAGAGGGCCCCUCCCCUAGCCUGGAGCCUCCCGCCAGCGACGGGCCCCCCCAUGGAGCCCUGACCGUUGAGGGCCAGCCCAGCCCCAUCAGGAGUGUCCUAGUGUCCCCCGGGUUCCCGCCCACCAUGACCUAUGAGUCUUCUCUGCCCAGCAACGGAGAUGUCUGCCAGGCCGUGCUCCUGGAGGAUUCCCUUCUGAGGAAACCGCUGGGCCAGAGGACGACCCCGCCCCCCUCCCCUCUGCUCUCUGAGCUGCUGAAGAAAGGCAGCGCUCUACCCGGAAACCCCAGACCGGUUGGGGAGGGAGAGCCGUCUGGUCAUGUCACGGGGUCACAUGACCUGCAGCUGGCCCCGCCCCCGCCCCCGCCCCCGCCACCUGGCUCCCAGGCAACAGGCGCUCCCACCCUCUCUCGUCUCCUGGAAUGCGCUCCCAGCCAGGCCUCUGUUCCGCCCAGCUUCAUGCCUGCUCCUGAUUCGGUCUCCAUGGCAACCCACCAUGCCGGCAACCCACUUCCUGUGGACCCCGCUGUCCUAACCAACGCAGGUGGUUUGGCGGUCGUGGGGCCCUAUGGGUACCAGCAUGUGUUCGGGGGCCCGGUGGUGUGUCAGGAGAUGGAGGAGGAGGAGGAGGAGGAAGAGGAGGAGGUAGGCGGGUCCUACAUGGGGGACGAGCUGGACCUGAAGACAGUGGGCGACAUCAUCGCCAUCAUAGAGGAGAAGACGGUGGAGCACACGGAGGUGCUGGACGCGGCGGCGGUGGAGGCCGCCCUGUCGCUGUGUGAGGAGGGGGGCCACGCCCUGGUGGGGAGCUGCUGGGGGCCCGGCCCGUUCAAACCCCAGGACCCCACGCCCGGGUCUGGGCGCGGCGACACCGCCGCCCCCCCGUCCCGCCAUGGAGGUCCGACGGGGGCCAGGACAGACGCGCUGGGGGUACAACACCACCGCCGCUUCCUCCCCAUGUACCAAGGCGGAGGUCUUCCCCCUCCUCCUCCUCCUCCUCCUCCUCCUCCUCCCUCCAGCUCCUCCUCCUCCUCCUCGCGUCCCGAACCCCUCCUGACCAGAACGCCUCUACGGCCAAAGCCCGCCUCAUCCGCGUCCGACUUCUCCGUGGCCGAGCGGGAAGGCUGCGACGGUCCUCACGGAGACUCACUAUUAGAAGAUAGCCCACUGACAGAAAGACACCGCAAGGGGGAGGGGGAGAUGGAGCCCCCGGCCAGCGGCAGCGAGGACGGCUCCAGCAUGCACACCGCCUCCUCUUCCCUGCAGCUCCACGCCACCGCCUCCUCCACGCCCAGCAGCCCCGCCUCCUCCCAGUUCUCUAUGUGCAGCGAGGACCUGGAAGCAAUACAAGCUCAGAAGAUCUGGAAGAAAGCCAUCAUGUUGGUGUGGCGCGCAGCGGCGAAUCACAGGUUUGCCAAUGUGUUCCUUCAGCCAGUCACGGAUGACAUUGCACCUGGAUACCAUGGUAUCGUGCACAGGCCGAUGGACCUGUCCACCAUCAAGAGGAACAUCGAGGCGGGCGCGGUGCGCAGCACGGCCGAGUUCCAGCGGGACAUGAUGCUGAUGUUCCACAACGCCGUCAUGUACAACAGCCUGGACCACGACGUGUUCCUCAUGGCGCUGGACAUGCAGCGCGACGUGCUCGAGCACGUCCAGCAGUUCCUCGCCACGCAGCUCAUCAUGCAGACCGCCGCGGAGGCCGCCGCUGCUGGGGGAGGGGCCAAGAGG